Molecule: messenger RNA, 1128 nt
Organism: Glarea lozoyensis ATCC 20868
Lineage: Eukaryota; Fungi; Ascomycota; Leotiomycetes; Helotiales; Helotiaceae
Exons: 3
Coding region: 1-1128 (375 amino acids)
Source: RefSeq, a predicted model, not a curated record
AUGGCAAGUUCAAAAUGGCGAUGCCUUUUACUUCUGCUAAUAUUCGACACACUGUGCGCCUAUCUAGAGCCGAGAGAGAUACUAAGUCUUCGUGCCACGGCGAAAGAAUUUACCGUCCUGUAUCCGUCUAUCUGUUUCUCGCAAUUUAAUAUUAAACGGUUAAUUCGACGUUUUGUGCAAGACCCAGUCGCACUACGCUCUAAAUUAGGACAGUAUAACGCCCUCAUUUCCGGAAGUACGGCGCUUCAGUUGUUCGAAAGAGUUGUCUGGCGGGAUUCUGACUUGGACAUCUACGUUAAACGCGAAGAUGAAGAGGAUGUUCAGUCGGUUGUAGCUCUGCGUGAGCACUUAAUCAACUUCGAAGGCUACACAGUAUCUGUGAUUUUUGAUCCAGAGGAACCCAGCGAGAAAAGGAAGUCGAUUACUCAAAUUAUUACCUUGGUAAAAAGGAGGUAUGAAGAAAAUGAGGUCAAAGUACAGAUCAUUGGCACUACAACAAUUCCCCUGGAGGCCAUCAUAACAUCAGUUAACGCCUUAUUUUGGCAGCAAGUUGCAAAAUAUGCGCGUCGUGGCUGGAAGACAUUGGAGACAGUAUGGGAUGACGAUCAAGACUAUACCAAGUCCUUACCUCCUUCCGAAAAUAUGAACGCAAUCCGCCGCAUUGGUGACUCGAAGACUUGGAAAAUCGACCUUGAUACCACUGGAUUAACACCAGGAGCUCCGGCGUACUCUGUCGAGUACUCCUUCUUCAAAACAAGCCUCAGAGAAAAAGUUACAGGCACUCGGCGCAAAAUCACCAAGAAAUGGUACCAGGUCGACGCAAGUAUUUUCCAAUCAUGUGUUCUGAAAUACAAAUACCUAGCAACCCAAUACCAGCACCCCGACUGUACUUUUUGGUGGGAUCCAGCAGAUCGUCUAAAUGACCUAACCCGUAUCGAGUGCACAAAGCUCAAAGCUGACGAGCGACCGCUCAGUAUGAGCAGGUGUCAUAUAGACAAGUACUACAAGCAUGCGGACGCUGUGCAUAGAAAUACACCGGAGGGAUGGACAUUUUGGGAUGCGGAGAUACCUAAAUGGGAGGCUGCGUACGAGAAGAAGGCGAGGGAGAAAGGACUGAGGGACUGGUAA